CUGCUGAUUUCUGAGAAUUGCCUGCCCAUAGAGAACCAGUUUCACUUUCAACAAUUUUCUUAUGCGCCAGAACAGCACUGGCAGUUUCACAUUUCCUAGGCACUUGCUCUCUGCUCUUCUGCCUCUGGCCAUCUCUCCUGUGCAGUGAACAGUCCAGAGACCAGGUCAAAUUGCAGUGAGGUGGCAAGGACGGCGCUGGGGAAGGGAAGCCCAGGAACAUUUUCCACAACACUGAAAACCUCUCUAGCAGGACGUCAAGAAGCAAAGACCUAACCUUUGACAGAAUGGUUUUGAAACCUAUCUGCAUGGACGCCCCUGUCUGUCUCAUCGAGAACAGACCCGACGGGAAAUUUGUGAUUAAUGAAGAGGCCGCAGAGUUGCUUGCAUCAAUAUCCCAGCCUGUGGUGGUGGUGGCCAUUGUGGGACUGUACCGCACGGGCAAGUCCUACCUCAUGAACAAGUUGGCUGGCAAGACCUCAGGUUUUGCACUGGGUUCCAUGUUACAGGCCUGCACCAAGGGCAUCUGGAUGUGGUGUAUUCCGCACCCCGAGAAGCCUGACCAAACUCUUGUGCUCCUCGACACGGAGGGACUAGGUGAUGUGGCGAAGGGCGAUUCCACGAAUGACACCUGGAUCUUUGCGUUGACCCUGCUCCUGAGCAGCACCCUGGUCUACAACAGCAAGGGCACCAUUGACCAGCCUGCAUUGAACGAGCUCCACUACGUGACGGAGCUGACCGAGUGCAUCAAGGCGAAAGCCCCAUCCAUGGAUGGACUGGAAGACUCUGCCGAAUUCGUUCGCUUCUUCCCAGACUUCAUCUGGAGCUUGAGGGACUUCACAUUGUGCCUGGAGCUGGAUGGGCAGCCCAUCACUGCGGAUGAUUAUCUGGAACAUGCCUUGACAUUAAAGCAAGGAGACACCCCUGCUAUCGAGAAGUGUAACCUACCACGCAAAUGCAUCCAGGAAUUCUUCCCCACCCGGAAAUGCUUCAUCUUUGAGCGCCCCACCUCCAAGAAGAACCUGUCUCGACUGGACCAGAUGCAGGAGAGCGAGCUGGACCCCGACUUCGUGGAACAAGCAGCCCAGUUCUGCAAUUACGUCUACCGCACAUCCAAGGCCAAGACCAUCCCCGGUGGGCACGUUCUCAAUGGCCGCUUGCUGGCGAACUUGGCGAAGACCUAUGUGGACACCAUUCAAAAUGGAAGAGUGCCCUGCUUGGAGAACGCAGUGCUGGCCUUGGCUAAGAUCGAGAACCCGGCUGCGGUGGCUGAAGCUACGGCCCGCUACGUGGAGCUGAUGGAGCAAUGGCUGAAUCUGCCCACGGAGACGCUGGAGGAGCUGCUAGAGAUCCAUGCCGGGUGCGAGGAGGAGGCCCUCCGGGUGUUCAGAGCUCGAGCCUUCAAAGACGACACACACGAGUUUCAGGCUCAGCUCAAGAACACCCUGGAUCAGAAGAUGGAAGAGUACCGCAAGAACAAUGAGCUUGAGUCUUCAAAGUGCUGCGAGGCUGUGCUGUCGUCUGUAUGCCAGGAGUUGGAGGAGGGCAUCAGGAAUGCAAUUUAUGCCCAGCCUGGUGGCCACAAGCAUUUCCUGGAGGACCUGAACAAACUGGAACAAAGAUACCGCCAGGAACCUAACAAAGGAGUGAUGGCCGAGGCCAUCCUGCAGCAGUAUUUUAAGGACAAGGAGCAAAUAGGCACAACCAUACUUCAAUGUGAUAAAAUCCUCACCCAGGAAGAGCAGGAAAAAGCAGAGGCACAGGCGAAGGCAGAGGAGGCAGAGCGAGAGUUGGAGCGCCAAAGGCAGCAGCUGGCUGAGUUACAGCAGAGACUGCAAGAUGAGCAACGAAGAUCCGAAAUGAGCUGGUGGGAAAGGAUGCUGCAAGAAUUUUGGGAUGACUUGCAUCCUUCGGAAGAAUGGAGAAACCUGAGAAAGAUGAACCAAGGAAAACAGCAGCUUUCGGAAGAGCUUUCAGAACAGGAGAACGAAACUGGGGGACGUCUUGUCCCGGUAACUGUCGCGCUUUGCGCAUGACGCCUGGGGCUGGCAGUGCUGGAGCCCCCGCUGGAGCCAGACUUGCCCAGGGGGCCAGGGGGCAUUGGCUCAUCCUUCUCGCCAUCCCAGUGCCCUCGCUAAACUGGCCAUGGGCUUCCUGACCUGGCAUGCCUCCGGAUGG
Messenger RNA from Varanus komodoensis (Komodo dragon), 2175 nucleotides. RefSeq names its product guanylate-binding protein 1-like. The record is from RefSeq and is a predicted model, not a curated record. Lineage: Eukaryota; Metazoa; Chordata; Lepidosauria; Squamata; Varanidae. Gene Ontology annotation, molecular function: GTPase activity; GTP binding. The transcript is spliced from 11 exons. Bases 285 to 2033 code for a protein of 582 amino acids.